UGUACAGGAGCGCACGCAGGCGAAAGAUAGUGGACGCAAAUGUGCCAUCGACGCUGAAUGAAAAUGUGGCUUUUAUUGAUUUCGAAUACGAUGGAAAUGUGAAUAAUGUGAAGUAACCUGUGUCGGAAUAGUUCCUGUUUGUGACUUUACCGUUUUGCGACAUGCUGGCAUACAUCCUUUGCCAACAUUUGCUGGGAUUUAUCUGAACGGAACUUUGGAACGGCGGCGUCACCCAGUUAGUCUGGUGGUUUGGGAAGAACACGGUACGAAAAUGGGGAAACGCUCGACUUCGCUGCUCGCGCUCCUCCUGCAGCUCCUCUGCGGCUGCACAGGGAACCAAAGGAUGGAGAAGACAUUGGCCCUGCAGUUUACUCACCCGGUUUACAAUGCCACCAUAUAUGAGAACUCUGCUGCAAAGACCUACUUGGAGAGCCACGCCAAGAUGGGCAUCUAUAUCACGGACCCCGCCUGGGAGAUACGGUACAAAAUUGUGUCGGGAGACAAUGAGAACCUUUUCAAAGCAGAGGACUACAUUCUGGGAGACUUUAGUUUUCUGAGGAUAAGAACCAAAGGAGGGAGCACUGCCAUUCUGAACCGGGAGGUAAAAGACCACUAUGUGCUCACUGUCAAAGCUGUGGAGAGGGUCACCAAUGUGGAGGCUCGCACCCGAGUCAAGGUCCAGGUCCAGGAUACCAACGACCUGCGACCUUUGUUCUCGCCCACCUCCUACAGUGUCUCGCUGCCGGAGAACACGGCCGUACGGACCAGUGUUGCCAAGGUCACGGCUACGGACGCCGAUAUCGGGACGAACGGCGAGUACUAUUACAGCUUCCGGGAGUGGACGGAUAUGUUCGCCGUCCACCCCACCAGCGGAGUGGUGACACUAACCGGCAAGCUGGAUUACUCGGAGACCAAGCUGUAUGACCUGGAGAUCCUGGCGGUGGAUCGGGGCAUGAAGCUCUACGGCAGCAGUGGCUUCAGUAGCAUGGCCAAGUUGACGGUCAGGGUUGAGCAGGCCAACGAGCACGCGCCCAUCAUUACCGCUGUCACCCUCGCCCCCUCGGAUGCUGACCGCGACCCCACCUACGCCAUAGUGACUGUGGAGGACAAUGAUCAGGGACCGAAUGGGGAGAUAGCGUCAUUGACGGUAGUGGCGGGCGAUCCCCUCCAGCAGUUUAGGGCCAUGCGGACCAGUCCUGGGAGCAAGGAGUAUAAAAUCAAAGCAGUCAAGGAUGUAGACUGGGUCAGUCAGCCGUUCGGAUACAACCUCACGUUACAGGCCAAGGACAAAGGAAGCCCGCCUCAGUUUUCCUCAGCCAAAGUUGUACACGUUGCAUCUCCCCAGUUUAAAGUGGGUCCCCCUAAAUUUGAACGCGCCGUCUACAGGGUUAAUCUCAGUGAGUUUGCCCCUCUUCAUACACCUGUUGCUAUGGUAACCGCAUUGCCAAAGUACCCGCAGUUGAAGUAUGCUUUCAAAUACAAGACAGAGAAGAAUCGGUUUGCUAUUAAUCCAGAUACUGGCUUAAUAACCACUACUGGACCCAUCUAUGCGGAUUAUGCCCCUAAAUUUGAACUAGAGGUAAUCACCAGUGACAAAAAGGCCUCGACUAAGGUUAUCAUUGACAUCACUGACGUAAACAACAACGCCCCAGAGUUCCAGCAGACGUCUUACAAGGCUGCUGUUGACGAGAACUCGCCCGUAGGCACUGACGUGUUGGCCGUGAAAGCCACUGAUCUAGACAGCGGUGAGAACGGUUACGUGACCUACACCAUUGCCAACGUGAGCCCACAGCCGUUCGUCAUUGACUACUUCUCCGGAGUCAUCAGCACCUCAGAGGAGCUGGAUUACGAACUGGUGCCAAGGGUUUACAAUCUUAAAGUCAGGGCUUCAGACUGGGGUUCCCCUUUCCGGAGGGAGGUGGAGGCCCCUGUUACUAUCACACUAAACAACCUUAAUGACAAUAAACCUCUAUUCGAGAAUAUAGAUUGCGAGGUCACGGUGCCAAGAGACCACGGUGUGGGAGAGCAGAUAACGACGGUGUCUGCUAUCGAUGCCGACGAACUGCAGCUAGUGCGGUAUGCCAUAAGCGCCGGCAAUGACCUUGAUCUAUUUGAAUUAAACCCCAAUUCGGGGGUGCUUUCUUUGAAACGCACACUGAACGAGGGGGAGGUGGCUAAAGUAUCAUUCCAUAGCCUGCAGAUCAUUGCCAGUGAUGGCGAGCAUGAAACCGAACCAAUGUUUAUGAACAUCACAGUCAUCACAGCUCGCAAGCCUGUCCAAUUGAAGUGUGUCGACACUGGGGUGGCAACUAUGUUGGCAGAAAAGCUGCUUCAUGGCACCAAGAUCCAUUCCCCAACGGAGCCUGAUGAAAAUUUCAUGGAUAUCCAUUCAGUUAACCGCUACUCCCCUCAGUUUACAGAGUCCUUCCCCAGUGUCAUUGAGGUGAAAGAGGACCUUCAGGUUGGGGCGAGGAUUGUCCAUCUAAGUGCUUCAGACAUGGACAGUGGCUUUAACGGAAAACUGGUGUACGUUAUUUCGGGAGGAGACACAGAGAGUCGGUUCAUUGUAGAAAUGAACACGGGUUGGCUUUUGGUUCAUGCUCCUCUGGACAGGGAAACCACUGACCACUACACACUGAACAUCACAGUGUACGAUCUGGGAAUACCUCAGAAAUCCUCCUCGCGUCUCCUAGACGUUAAGAUCUUGGAUGCUAACGAUAACAGUCCGCAGUUCUUGAAAGAUGCGUAUUCGGUGGAAAUUAGUGAAAACACAUCAGUGGGCACUGAAAUCAUCCAAGUUGAUUCCACCGACAAGGACCAGGGGGAUAACGGAGUAGUCAGGUACUCGAUUGUGGCUGACACUGACCAAUUUGCCAUUGACGAGCUGACUGGAGUAGUGACAGUGAAAAGGCUGUUGGAUCGCGAGGUACAUCCUGUAUACGUUCUGAAGAUUGCUGCCCGCGACCAGGCCAUAGACGAACCUCAGCUUGUGUCCACGGUGUUGCUAAAGGUAAUUCUUGAGGAUGUCAAUGACAAUCCUCCCGGAUUCAUCCCUUCAAAUUACCACGUAAAGGUAAGGGAGGACCUCCCGAUUGGCACUGUGAUUAUGUGGCUGGAGGCUUACGACCCGGAUAUCGGGCCUUCCAGUCAGGUACGGUACAGCCUUAUCGACAACGGGGAUGGCAACUUUGAGGUGGACAAACUUAGCGGAGCAGUGCGCAUCUUGCAGAAUCUGGAUUAUGAGAAGAGGCAGGUGUACAAUCUCGUGGCAAAAGCCAAGGACAAAGGGAAGCCCCUGUCUUUAUCUUCGACGUGCUCCAUUGAGGUGGAUGUAGUGGACGUAAACGAGAAUCUGUAUCGCCCGUGGUUCCCCUCUUUUGUGGAUAAGGGAUUUAUAAAGGAGGACGCACUCAUCGGGACUUCCGUAAUGAAGGUAACGGCUCAUGACGAAGACACAGGCAGAGACGGAGAAAUACGGUAUUCCAUACGGGAUGGCUCAGGCCUAGGAAUAUUCACCAUUGAUGAAGAGACUGGGGUCAUAAGGACUCAGGAACUCCUCGACCACGAGACCACCGAGCACUACUGGCUGACCGUGUACGCCACAGACGGCGGUGUGGUGCCGCUGUCGGCUUUCGUGGAGGUCUACGUGGAGGUCCAGGACGUCAACGACAAUGCGCCACAGACAUCUGAGCCCGUCUACUACCCGUCGGUUGAGGAGAACUCGCCCAAGGACGUGUCUAUCAUCCAGAUCGAGGCGGUGGACCCAGACGCCCGGGCCGGCGACAAGCUCGGCUACAAAAUCACCAGCGGCAACCCCCAGGGUUUCUUCGCCAUCAACCCCAAGACAGGCCUUGUCACAACCACCUCGAGGAAGCUGGAUCGAGAGCAGCAGGACGAGCACAUUCUUGAGAUCACCGUCACCGACCACGGCGUUCCCGCCAAGUCCACCACAGUUCGCGUCAUUGUCAAAGUCCUGGACGAGAACGACAACCGGCCGCAGUUCCUGGAAAAGAUCUACAAGAUCAAGCUUCCGGAACGGGAAAAGCCGGAAAAGGACCGCGCUCUGAAGCGGGAUCCCGUGUACCGCGUGAUCGCCUCGGACCGCGACGAGGGCGUCAACGCCGAGAUCUCGUAUUCAAUCGAGGAGGGAGACGAGCACGGGAAGUUCUUUAUCGAGCCUAAAACGGGCCUGGUGUCGUCCAAGAAGUUCUCCUCGGCUGGGGAGUACGACAUUCUCACUAUCAAAGCGGUGGACAACGGUCGCCCCCAGAAGUCAUCCACAUGUCGUCUGCAUGUCGAGUGGAUCCCCAAGCCAGAGGUGGCGGCAGACGCGCCCCCCCUGGCCUUCGAGGAGCCCCCCUUCUCCUUCUCGGUGAUGGAGAGCGACCCCGUGGCUCACAUGGUGGGGGUGAUCACCACGGAAACGUCGGACACACCCAUCUGGUUCGAGAUCACCGGAGGAGACGUAGAAGAAGUGUUUUACGUCGCUCAGAUGGCUUGUGACCUGAACUGUACAGCAGCAGGUGGGAACUACGACAGCCGUUUCGACGUGGGCAAGGCCAGCGGGACCCUGAUCGUCGCGAGGCCCCUCGACGCCGAGCAGAAAUCCAAUUACAACCUGACAGUGGAGGCUACGGACGGCACGCGAUCCGUCAGCGCCCAGGUUCUGAUCCGCGUCAUCGACACCAAUAACCACCGGCCACAGUUCUCCCAGGCCCGCUACGAGGUGCGCGUGUCGGAAGACACGCCGCCAGAGACCGAGGUUCUCCGCGUCGGCGCCACAGACGAGGACGAGAAGAACAAGCUGACCUUCACCCUGCUGAGCAGCACCGACCCGUUCAGCCUGAAGAAGUUCCGACUGGACCCGGGCACCGGCGCCCUCUACACGGCCGAGCGGCUGGACCACGAGACCAUGCGGCGCCACACCCUGACCGUCAUGGUACGUGACCAGGACAUACCCGUGAAGAGGAAUCUGGUACGCGUCAUUGUGGAUGUGGAGGACGCCAACGACAACGCCCCUUGGUUCGUGGGCUCGCCCUACUCUGGACGCGUCUUUGAGUCGGCCACUGUAGGAUCGGCAGUCCUCCAGGUCACCGCUCUGGACAAAGACAAAGGCCAGAAUGCAGAGGUCACCUACAGCAUCGAGUCAGGAAACAUUGCAAACUCAUUUGCUAUUGACCCGGUACUUGGGACUGUUACUGUGGCCAAGGAGCUGGACCGAAGCAGCAAGAACCAGUUUGAACUGGCUGUGAAGGCAACCGACAAAGGAACGCCCCCACUGACCGCCACAGCAACAAUCCACAUUGAUGUUACUGUGUCGGACAACGCUACUCCAAGAUUCACUAAGAAGGAGUUCUCUGCUGAGGUCAGCGAAUCAGCCCCCCCUGGCAGCUUCGUCACUCUGAUCUCAGCAACCAGCCAGUCAUCUGUGUUUUACCAAAUCAAAAGCGGAAACACUGACAGUGCCUUGGAUAUAAAUCCAAACUCUGGUGUUGUUGUAACUUCAAAGGCUUUGGACUAUGAGAUGACCCCAGAGUACAGACUGAUCAUCCAGGGCACGAACAUGGCGGGUCUUGCGAGCAACACCACUCUGCUGAUUCAUCUAAAGGAUGAGAACGAUAAUGUCCCUGUUUUUCUCCAGCCAGAGUUUACAGGCAUGAUCAGUGAGUCAGCUCCGGUCAAUAGUGUAGUCUUGACCCCAGACAACACCCCACUGGUCAUCCGCGCCUCAGACGCUGACCGUGAAGCCAAUGCCAUGCUUGUCUAUCAGAUCGUUGAGCCGUAUGCCCACAACUACUUUGCCAUCGACUCAAGUACAGGUGCCAUCAGAAUAACGACUGCUCUGGAUUACGAGCAGAAAAGUGUGUUCCGCUUCACCGUUCAGGUCCACGACCUCGGAAUGCCACGUCGGUUUGCGGAUACUGCUGCCAAUGUGACCAUCAAUGUCAUUGACGUCAAUGACAGCCCACCACAGUUCACGCAACUGCUCUAUGAAACAACAGUGAUCGUACCGACUUACAAAGGCGUCAAGGUGAUCAAAGCCAAUGCCUCGGAUGCCGAUUCAGAACCAAACUCCAAGUUAUUUUUCUCCAUUUCGGAGGGAAACAUUGGGGAGAAAUUCAAGAUGGAUCCCAACACGGGCGUUAUCACCAUCCAGAACGUCACUCAGCUUAGAAGUAGAUACGAGUUGAGGGUAAGGGUAUCGGAUGGUAGGUUCGCCAACACUGCGUCAGUAAAGAUCAAUGUCAGGGAAAACAAAGAGAGCAGCUUGAAAUUCACAAGGGACACCUACAAGGCUUACGUCCAAGAAAACUCCUCUGAGAAGAAAACAUUAGCAGUCAUUGCCGCUGUUGGGAGCCUUGUCAAUGAACCCCUGUUCUAUUCCAUUCUGAACCCAGACAAGAGGUUUGAAAUCAGCCGCACAUCUGGGGUGGUUUCAACAACAGGGAUACCCUUUGAUCGUGAGGCGAACAGCGCUUUUGACAUUGUUGUGGAAGUAACAAGGGAGGACGCUUCUGCUGAAGUUGCCCAUGUUCUUGUGACAGUAUCCGUAGAAGACAUGAAUGAUAACCAGCCCAUGUUUGUAAACCUGCCCUAUCAUGCCUUGGUCCAGAUUGACGCAGAGGAGGGGCAGGCAAUCCGACAGGUUACUGCAGUGGAUGGGGACAUUGGUCACAAUGCGGAAAUCCAGUACUAUCUGAAAGAACACCACAAGCACUUCCAGAUAAGCCCCUCAGGAGAAAUCUCUCUCAAGAAGCAGUUUGACAAAGACUCCCUCAAUACCGAGUUUGUUGUCAACGUGGUGGCCAAAGAUGGAGGAGAACCGUCCCUUUCGGCAGAGGUUGAAGUCCCUAUUACUGUAGUCAACAAAGCAAUGCCAGUGUUUGAGAAGCCAUUCUACAGCAUCGAAAUCCCUGAGAACAUCCAGUUACAUACACCUGUCGUUCACGUUCAGGCUUCCGACUCCGAAGGACCCAAAAUAGUAUAUACUAUCUCUGAGGGAGAUCCCUUCGGUCAGUUUUCCAUCAAUUUCAACACAGGUGUCAUACAUGUAGUCCAACCUCUAGAUUUUGAGAGCCACCCAGCUUAUAAAUUAAGCGUGACAGCCACAGACUCAUUGACCGGUGCCCACUCAGAUGUCUUUGUCGAUAUCAUUCUGGAAGAUGUCAAUGAUAAUCCCCCUGUGUUCCAACUAAAGUCCUACAAUGCAAGUGUUUCUGAAGCUUCUUUCAUCGGCACUUCAGUUCUGCAAGUUGCUGCCACAGACUACGACACUGGCAACAACAAAGUGCUCUUCUACCAGUUAGUUGAGGACGAGGAAAAAAGCUCUGACUCCUUCAUUAUUGGCCGCGAGUCUGGGAAAAUCUGGACCAUCCGCAUGCUCGACCAGGAGGAUAAGCAGCAACAUAAGCUGUUGGUCCGUGCUGUGGACGGAGGAGUACCUGCCCUUUCCAGUGAUGUCACAGUGACAGUAGACGUCAGUGACCUGAAUGACAAUGCUCCAGCAUUCACAGAGAGUGUUUAUGAAGCCACGGUAAGUGAGUUGGCGCCACGUGGCCAUUUUGUCACUCAGGUCCAGGCAUCAGACGCUGAUAGUUCAGAUGCUGGGAGGCUUGAGUUCUCCAUCCUGUCUGGCAAUGAAGACCAGAACUUUGCCAUGGAUAAAAACACAGGAGCCAUUUCCAUCUCUAAACACCGCAAACUAAAGAUGGAUCCUCUGUAUAACCUUAAGGUUUCUGUGUCAGAUGGUGUAUUUAGGAGCUCAGGCAUGGUUAAAGUGACAGUCAUCGGUGCCAAUUUCCACAACCCCACCUUUCACCAAGUUGACUAUGUGGUUGAACUUGUGGAAAAUUCACCGGUCGGCACGUUAGUUGUUGAGGCCAAAGCCACAGAUGAAGACGAAGGCACAUAUGGCCACCUAACUUACCACAUUGUGAAUGAUUUUGCCAAGGACAAGUUCUCAGUCAAUGAAAAUGGAGAGAUUUUUACCCUGGAGAGUUUAGACCGUGAGAAUGUCAUGGAGAAGGUAAUUCCCAUAUCGCUCAUGGCAAAGGACGGAGGUGGCAAAGUAGGAUUCUGCAUAAUCAAUGUCAUUUUGACUGAUGUAAAUGACAAUUCCCCACAAUUCAGGGCAGUGGAAUACAGAGCCAAUGUAGCAUCAGAUGUCCCAAGGGGAACCACUGUGGUGAAAAUAUCUGCAUCAGACAUGGAUGAGGGAAGCAAUGCCGACAUUGCUUACGCCAUCGAAGCCGAAGUCGAAAACGUUGAAGAGAACUUUGAAAUCCACCCCCUCAGUGGAGUCAUUGUCACCAAAGAAAGCCUAAUUGGACUUGAAAACGAUCUGUAUGCUUUCUAUGUCAGAGCAAAGGAUGCAGGUAGUCCCUCCAAGCAAUCCAUCGUCCGCGUUUACAUCAGGAUAGUGGCCCCCGAGGUCCCAGUCCCCAAGUUUUCUGAGCCACACUACCGGUUUACCAUCCCCGAAGACAUGCCAAUCGGUACAGAGAUUGAUGUCAUCCAGGCAGAGAGCGAACAACCAGUGAUCUACAGCUUAGUGAAGGGCAACACUCUGGAAAGUAACCGGGACGAGGUCUUUGUGGUGGACCGGGACACUGGGGCCCUGAAGCUACAAAAGAGUCUGGACCAUGAAACCACCAAGUGGUACCAACUCACGCUGCAAGCCCAGAGCCUUCAGGAGGGCUAUGAAACAGUGGCAUUGGUUGAUGUCAAUAUCCAAGUCAAGGACCUCAAUGACAACAAGCCUGUUUUUGAGUCUGACCCUUAUGAGGCGGUUGUGGUAGAGAACCUUCCAGAUGGCACGCUGGUGAUCCAGGUCAAAGCCACCGACCAAGACUCCGGCACCAACGGUCAAGUCGUCUACAGCCUGGACCCCAAACAAACCUUGGCUGAGAUCUCUGAGCUGUUUGCCGUCAACAGUGAGACUGGCUGGCUGACAACUUUGAAAGAACUUGACCGGGAGAAGACCAGCAAGUACACCGUUGCCGUCCUGGCCACCGACCGGGGUGACAAAGUGCAGCUGGUAACCAGUGCCACUGUGGAUGUCUCCGUGGCUGACGUCAACGAUAACCCACCUCGCUUCACUGCCGAGAUUUACAAGGGCACGGUUAGCGAAGACGACCCUCCACCCAGUGGAGUCAUCGCCAUCCUGAGCACGACGGACGCUGACACUGAGGAAAUAAACAAACAGGUCCACUAUUUCAUCACAGGAGGCGACCCUCAGGGCCAGUUUGCCAUCGAGCACCUCCAGAACGAGUGGAAAGUGUUGGUCAGGAAGCCACUGGACCGCGAGGAGCGCGGUAACUACCUCCUAAACAUCACCGCCACUGACGGCACGUUUGCCGCCCAGGCCGUCGUGGAGGUCAAAGUGCUGGACGCCAACGACAACAGCCCCGUUUGCGAAAAGUCCCUGUACACAGAGAGUGUUCCCGAGGACUCCCCAGCCGGCCGGCUCAUCCUGCAGGUUUCAGCCACGGAUGCAGACAUCCGCUCCAACGCGCACAUCUCCUACGAGCUCCGGGGACCAGGAGCGGAGCUCUUCACCAUCGACCCUGACACAGGGGAGUUAAAGACCCAGCGACCAUUGGACCGCGAGGAGCAGGAGGAGUACCACAUGACGGCGAGGGCCCUGGACGGCGGCGGGCGCUACUGCGAGGCGGCCGUGCACCUCACCGUGGAGGACGCGAACGACAACGCGCCGCAGUUCACCUCCGACCCCUACGCCAUCACCGUCUUCGAGAACACCGAGGUCGGCACCUUCGUGGCGAGGCUGCUCGCCUCUGACCUCGACACUGGUUUGAAUGGCGACAUCCUCUACUCGCUCGCCGACUCGGCCGACGGCCACUUCUCCGUGGAGGAGCGCACCGGUGUCAUCUCCUUGGGGAAACCCCUGGACCGGGAGGCGCAGGCCGUCUACGAGCUCAAGGCGCGGGCCACCGACCGCGGCGCGCCUCGCCGCCUCUCGUCGCUGUGCCGCGUCACCGUCUCCGUGCUGGACAUCAACGACAACCCGCCCGUGUUCGAGCGCCGCGAGUACGUGGCGGCCGUGGCGGAGGACGUGGCGGUGGGCACGCAGGUGCUCCGGGUGCACGCCGCCAGCCGGGACGUGGAGGCCAACGGGGAGAUCUCCUAUGCCAUCGUGAGCGGGAACGAGCACGGGAUGUUCAGCGUGGACCCUCGUACCGGCGACAUCUUCAUCAUCGAGCCGCUGGACUUCGAGGCGUCCCAUGAGUACUACCUGACGGUGGAGGCCGCCGACGGUGGCACGCCGUCCCUCAGCGACAUGGCCACGGUCAACAUAAACCUGACGGACGUCAACGACAACAGCCCCGCCUUCAGCCAGUCCACCUACACUGCCGUGGUCGCCGAGGACGCCGAGCCGGGCAAGACGGUGUUGGCGGUGAUGGCGGAGGACGCGGACGGGCCCUCCAAUAACCAUGUGCGCUACUCCAUCAUGGGCGGGAACCAGGGCAGUCCGUUCACCAUCGACCCAAUCAGGGGCGAGGUCAAGGUGGCGCGGCAGCUAGACAGAGAGACGACAUCGGGAUACACCCUGACUGUGCUAGCGUCGGACAACGGCGUUCCGGCCCGGUCCAGCAGCGCCACGGUCAACAUCGACGUGUCGGACGUCAAUGACAACCCGCCCCUCUUCGCCCAGGCCAAUUACAGCCUCAUCGUCCAGGAGAACCGACCAAUGGGGACCAGCAUUCUCCAGCUCACGGCGAGCGACCGGGACGCCACGCACAAUGGGCCGCCGUUCGCCUUCUCCGUGGUCGACGGCAACGAGGGCGGCGUGUUCGAGGUGAACCAGCAGGGGGCGCUGCUUGUGGUGGGGCAGCUGAAGAGGAAGCCCAAGGAGCACUACGUCCUUAUUGUCCAGGUAGCGGACAACGGCAAGCCUCGGCUCUUCUCCGCGGCCUAUGUCAGCGUCCGGGUCAUCGACGAGAGCAUCUACCCGCCCGCCGUCCUCCCGCUUGACAUUUACAUCUCCGUCGCCGGCGACGAAUACCCCGGAGGCGUGCUGGGCAAGAUCCACGCCACCGACCAGGACAUCUACGACACCCUCACGUACAGCCUGGCUCCGGGGUCGUCCGGCGCCGCCGCGCCGUUCACCGUCUCCGCCUCGGACGGCAAGGUCAUCGCCCGGCUCCCGCUCGACGCGGGCCACUACCCCCUCAACGUCACGGUCACGGACGGCCGCUUCACGGCCACGGCGGACGUGAACGUCCACGUGCGCCAGGCGACGCGCCAGGCGCUGGACAACUCCAUCGCCGUGCGCUUCGCCUCCAUCGCGCCCGAGGAGUUCGUCGGGGACUACUGGCGCACGUUUCAGCGGGCGCUGAGGAACAUCGCCGGGGUGCGGCGAAGCGAGGUGCAGUUGGUCAGCCUACAGCCCUCGGAGCAGGGGACAGGAGACCUGGACGUCCUGCUGGCUCUGGAGAAGUCCGGGAGUCCCUAUCAGCCACAGGAGGUCGUCUUCCGCAAGCUGAACUCGUCGGCGGCGGUCAUCGAGGAGAUGACGGGCGUGCGCAUCGUGCGCGUGGUGAAGAAGCUGUGCGCCGGCGUGGACUGCCCGCUGCGCUUCUGCGACGAGGCGGUCGGCCUGGACAAGGCGGCCAUGUCCACCUAUAGCACGGCCCGCCUUAGCUUCGUCACGCCGCGGCACAUUCGCACGGCCAAGUGUCAAUGUGAAGGUGGCAAAUGCCCUAUGGUGAACAAGCUGUGCGAUGCCAACCCCUGUCCAGAGGGCAUGGAAUGCGUGGCAGACCAGAAGGAAGCCAAGUAUAGCUGUGCCUGUCCAGAUGGCGGAAAGCAGGGCAAGUGCUCCGACGGCCACUCCCUGACCUUCAGCGGGUCGGGCUACGUCAAGUACCGGCUGAUGGAGAACGAGAACAAGGAGGAGAUGAAGCUCUCGCUCAGACUGAGGACCUUCUCCAGCCACGCCACUGUCAUGUACGCCAAAGGCACCGACUACAGCAUCCUGGAGAUUGUGAACGGCCGACUGCAAUAUAAGUUUGACUGUGGGAGCGGCCCGGGCAUCGUCUCAAUACACAGCACCCAGGUGAAUGACGGCAACUGGCACACGGUCACACUCGAGGUGGACGGCAACUACGCCAAGCUGGUCCUGGACCGGGUGCACGCCGCCUCGGGCACAGCGCCCGGAACCCUGCGCACGCUCAACCUGGACAACAGUGUCUACUUCGGCGGGCACGUGCGCCAGCACGCCACUUCAGCCGCCGGCCGCCACGGCCACAGCCUGCCCGUCACCAACGGGCUCCGGGGCUGCGUGGAAGCCAUCGCGCUCAACGGCCAGGAGCUGCCGCUCAACACCAAGGCGCGGCGCUCCCACGCUCUGCUGGAAGACGUGGUGGACGUGACGCCCGGGUGCGCCCUGGCCCCCGCCGACGCCUGCUCCAGCAACCCCUGCACAAACGGGGGCAGCUGCUCCUCACUGGCCCACGGAGGUUACUUCUGCAAGUGCACGGCCUCCUUCAUGGGCACUCAGUGUGAGGUUGGCAUCAGCCCAUGUGUCUCCAACCCCUGCCUGUACGGGGGCACGUGCGUUCCACGCGAAGACGAUUUCUACUGCCAGUGCCGUGGACAGUACUCCGGACAACGUUGCCAGGUGGGACCAUACUGCACAGACAACCCGUGUAAAAACAGCGGGAAGUGCAUAGACAGCCUGGACGGUCCUGUCUGUGAGUGUGAUCAGGGAUUCCAGGGUGACAGAUGCCUCAGCGAUGUGGACGAGUGCACGAAGAAUCCCUGCUCCAAUGGCGGCCAGUGCCAGAACACGUACGGCUCGUACAGCUGCAACUGCUCCCUGGGCUACAGCGGGCGACUCUGCGAUCUACGCUCGGAGGUCCGCAACGAGUUUGUCUCCACCUCCUGGAACAUCGGCCUCGAAGAAGUGAUCGGCAUCGUGGUCUUCGUGGCCUCAAUCUUCCUCUUGGUCCUCCUGUUCGUGGUGGUCCGGAAGAGGGUGUGCCGAAGGAGGUCCAAGUCUGACGACGACAAGCGCAACCCAGGAGCACCCCACUCCUUCCUCCAGCGUCCCUAUUUCGACGUCAAGUUCAGCAAGAACAUCUACUCGGACGUCCCGCCGCAGGUGCCCGUGCGGCCGAUCUCUUACACACCCAGCAUCCCCAGCGAUUCGCGCAACAACCUGGACCGCAACUCGUUCGAGGGCUCGGCCAUCCCCGAGCACCCCGAGUUCAGCACGUUCAACCCAGACACGGCGCACGGACACCGCAAGACUGUGGCGGUGUGCAGCGUGGCGCCGAACCUGCCGCCGCCGCCGCCGUCCAACUCGGUCUCUGACAGCGACUCUAUUCAGAAGCCGAGCUGGGACUAUGAUUAUGAUGCUAAAGUAGUCGACCUGGAUCCUUGUAUGACCAAGAAGCCAGUGGAAGACAGUGCCUGUCACUACAACACCAGGGGCAGUAUGUCAGAGGUCCAGUCCCUCAGCUCUUUCCAGUCCGAGUCUUGUGAUGACAACGCCUCCAUAGUGACGGCAAUCCACCUUGUCAACUCUGUUGUUGACUCAGUGGAAGGAGAAGAGUCUUGUUUGGCUCACGAUCUCAAGAACCCAAGAGGCUACCACUGGGACACAUCUGAUUGGAUGCCAAGUGUUCAACUUCCUGGAAUCCAGGAGUUCCCGCAGUAUGAGAUCGUGGAGUCCCCGGCCCCCCUGUACAGCGACCCGAACGCCAUCGACACCGACUACUACCCUGGCGGCUACGACAUCGAGAGCGACUUCCCGCCGCCGCCCGAGGAUUUCCACGCCCACGAGGACCCGCCCCCGCCGCCGCUGCCAGAGUACGGCGACCGCUACGACACCCUCGAACCACCGCGGAGGGACAGCCCCGGUUCGGCCUCCGGUGUGCGCCGGCGCCCGCCGCUCCCCCAGCUCUACAGCCUUAACCAGUACCUACCGCACCACCAUUGCCCUAGCGACGCCGAGGGAGGCCCGGGCAGCUCCGCGACCGACACCAACGCCACCACAACACCGGCGUCCACCCUGGGCGGAGCCGGCGGCUACCGGGGCGGCUACCCCAUGGGGUAUGGGCGGGGGGACUUCGACACGCCGGCGCUGGACAACAUGUCCAUGUCCCUGUACACGUCCACGGCCUCCUGCUCGGACAUGUCGGCGUGCUGCGAGGAGUCAGAGGUCAUGCUGAGCGACUACGAGAGCGGCGACGAGGGCCAUUUCGAGCGGCUGGCCAUCCCCGCACUGGACUCCCAACAGCACACUGAAGUCUGACACUGGAUCCAAACAAAAGUGCCUGAACACCCCGCCCCCUCCCUAUCCCUUCCACACCUCUAGCAUAACACCCCCCCGCCCGCCCGCCCGCCCCAUGUAUUGUACACACAUUUCACAUUACACACCCAGGAAAAUGAAUUUGUUGAUCUAAACCGGGGGCGUUGAGAUCUGUUGUCGAGACUGGUCUUACUCUGUGAAGGUAGCUUGGCUGGGCGGAAGUUUCUCUACGUAGAUAUAAUUGAAGAUCGUCGGACCCUGUAGCUUCCUAUGUGGCCAACUCCUGCAGUACUGGAAAAAUACCCCCGUUUCAGUUGGCUGUGCCGUUGCUUUAGGUAAAUGUCAAUCAUGCAAAUGAAAUGUCUGACAGAAAAGCACACUGAGAUGUACAAGUGAGAAAAAAAAUAGCGUUCAACACAGAAAUUGAAAAGAGAAAAAAAAGGUGAUAUCUGUAUUUGUAUAGGUAAAACCGUGCAAACUGAUUUUUGAUACAAAUCCUCAUUCAUUUUCAAUGUAAAUUUAAAUGUACAGUUUUGAUUUCAAGGUUUACUAGGUUUUGUAGAUAUUUUAUGCUUUUAUUUUUGAGGAGAAAAAAAACCAAGUUAAAUGGUGUGUGGCGUUAUCAGCCUUCCUGUUCCUUCAUUCACAAGAAAAGAAAACCGAAACUUGUUUAAAAAGAGAAGAGCGCUGCUUUUCCAAAACACAUUGUAUCCGUAAAAAGUUUGUCUCCUGCUCAUUUCAAAAAGGGUCUUCGAUGAGCGACUGCAUAUUCUUGUGUUGUUCUAUUUUUUAUUUGUUUGUUUGUAAAUGGCGACUUUGGAACCUCUUUAUUUUUCCACCACAAAAAUGGGACCCAAUAUAUUUAUAGUGCAAAGUUAUCCAUGGACACGUGACUUUUUCAGGUGUCUGUGUGUGUGUGAGCAAUGCUAUGGUCUUGUUAAGGUUUUUAUUGAAUACUGCCACUAGCUCACGCUUUCCUACUGGCAAUAAAUUAUUCAUAAAAAAUA
Messenger RNA from Esox lucius (northern pike), 15282 nucleotides. RefSeq names its product FAT atypical cadherin 1a (gene fat1a). Gene Ontology annotation, biological process: homophilic cell-cell adhesion. Bases 272 to 14278 code for a protein of 4668 amino acids. Gene Ontology annotation, molecular function: calcium ion binding. Gene Ontology annotation, cellular component: plasma membrane; cell-cell junction. Lineage: Eukaryota; Metazoa; Chordata; Actinopteri; Esociformes; Esocidae. The record is from RefSeq and is a predicted model, not a curated record. The transcript is spliced from 31 exons.